AAACGUAGUCACAUUACAGAUAGGGUCGUCAGUGUGUUCGAGAGUGGCUUCUCGGAUGGGAAGCGUUUAGUCGUACUCGGGUAAACCUUGAGGCAUCUUCGUACCGCGUGUCAUGGCCUCAGGAAGACAAGAGUUCGCGUAGUUAAAAUAAAUCUUUUUUCUUAAUUCCACGUACUGUACUUCAAAAGAAAUAUUAAACCUGUUAGUGUCCAUCAGCAAGUGGAAGGUGUUCAAGAUAAUCCGAGAAGUAAUCACUGCAUCCAGCACCAGGUAUACUUUCUGGACGCCAGGUAAACCUGCCCGACCACUCGACCAGAAGUGACACACCUAGGAGACGAGUUUCGGUCGCUUCUUACAUUACUCCAAGAACCUAAAGUGCGUGGAAAUAUCAAUCUUCAAAUUGACUGGACAUAUAAGAUUGUCGUACGAAAUACAUGCAGUAGAAUUGACGAUAUUUAAUAAAUAUCAACUCGGAGAGAAAAACUGUGAGAAAUAAGUGUCACGUAUGAGUUUAAUUCUGCUGUAUGUAUGAUGCAUAAAAGAAUGCAACUACAAGAGGUUAUCUCGUACACGUAAAGUAACCUGAGGAUAUCAGGAGACAGAAUGGUCGUUGGGAAGGAAGGGAAAAGUUUACCUGUCGAGUCCUCUAUUGGUUCUUUUUUUACGUAAAUGAUCACUCGUACCACGGUGUCUUCUACUUCUUCUUGUUGGAUAUUCAGAGGGAUGACGCUUCCUCGCUGCCGUGCACCACGAUUUGAGAAAAGUACUUUCGAAUAUUGAGCUCACCAAUGCCGAAGUCCUCCGCUAAGUGGACAUUUUGGAGUACAUGAUUCCUGUGUAUCGAGCAGCAAUGAGAGCAAUCAACAAGACACUCUCUAAGGCCCAGAAAUUCCUUUGCAGGAAGACGGACAGGUCGGCCGUCCGUGAAGCUAAGAAGGAAGACGAGAAAGGGAAGCGGAAGCGAAGUACCGCAAUAGUCAAGGAUACAAUCCCAGAGGGAGAGGAGGACUUCCAGCAAGAUAGCAAACGCAAAACCAUGGAGUAUCCAAUAGUGCCAAAAGGUGACGCACGUGUACCAAAAGUGACACCUAUCACCGACGACUAUGAGAUCAGUAACCACGUAUUGGGUCUCGGUAUAAACGGCAAGGUGGUCCAAUGCUACGACAGGAACACCCGCGAGAAAUACGCUCUGAAGGUUUUACACGAUUGCGUAAAAGCUAGAAGAGAAGUCGAAUUACACUGGAGAGCAUCGAACUGCCGGCACAUCGUACAAGUUCGAGAUGUCUAUGAGAAUUCGUACAGCGGAAACAAGUGUUUAUUGGUGGUAAUGGAAUGUAUGGAGGGAGGAGAACUGUUCCAGAGGAUACAAGACCGACAGGACGGUGCCUUCACGGAGAGAGAGGCCGCACAAAUAAUGUACGAGAUUUGCGUGGCGGUUAAACAUCUCCACGACAUGAAUAUUGCUCACAGGGAUCUCAAGCCUGAAAACCUUCUCUACUCUAAGCCUGACAGCACUGGGAUCCUGAAGCUUACGGACUUUGGUUUCGCCAAGGAAACGCACUUGAAAGACACGUUGCAGACGCCCUGCUAUACGCCUUAUUAUGUCGCGCCAGAAGUUCUGGGACCUGAAAAAUACGACAAGAGUUGUGACAUCUGGUCACUUGGAGUGAUAAUGUACAUACUACUGUGCGGCUUCCCACCGUUUUACAGUAAUCACGGCUUGGCUAUCUCGCCAGGUAUGAAAAAGAGGAUUCGAUUAGGACAAUACGAUUUUCCAUCGCCAGAGUGGGCGAACGUCAGCACCGAGGCUCGAGAUUUGAUUAAAGGGAUGCUGUGCACUGAUCCUGGUCUAAGGUUGCAGAUCGAUCAAGUGAUGCGUAACAAAUGGAUUAAUAAGCACACCGAAGUGCCCGCUACGCCAUUGCACACUAGGCGCGUCUUACGCGAGGGCGAGGAACUCUGGCCGGAAGUUCAGGAGGAAAUGACUCGUUCUCUGGCGACGAUGCGCGUCGAUUACGAUACAGCUGGUCUUAAGCAACUGGAUCACACGAACAAUCCUCUUCUUAAUAAACGUAGACGAGCGAAACAGGCGACUGCUGUACCGACGCCAGCCGCCAAUCCUACGCCUGCAUCCUAGGAUGACGUCCCUAUCUUGAGGCACAAUCGUAAUUGGAAUAUCUUUUUGCGCAGAUGUAUUACGUAUAGCUUGUUUACUGUGAGAAUAGUCUUUUGACGGUUACGUCUUACAAACAGGGACAGCUUACAAGCUAGAAUUAUUUUAAGGGGGAUGUAAGCAGUACAGUAGAUUGUGGAUCGGAGUUCCUUUCGAAGUGAGAAGUAAGCAAAGUGGGCACUAGAGCACUAGCUGGAUGUUUGGUGGCUAUACAGAUAAAGUAUCAGAAAUUGAUAUUUUGUUAGACAGAAGCAAGAGUAUAAUGGUACGAGAUGGACAGCAGAAUCUAACAAAGCUGUAGCAGUACAUAGGAGGUGCUGGAUAUCGAACAAUUGUGAGUUUAUUGAUUCCAUCGGAGUUCAUUUAUAUUAUAUAUUUACGGACUGGAUUUCAAGGCCUUUUGGUGUAUAAGAGUGACCUUUAACAAUCCGUUCUUUAAAGAUAUUAUGUAGUGAAGAUCCAAACAGUAAUGUGACUAAAAUCGAAAAUGAGAUUCCUUACGAGCCUGUUCCUGUAUUUCAUUGAGAGUCAUCGACAGUCAAUUAGUAGCUCAACUGAAUUCGCUUUUCUAUUUGACAUGCAUUUGUAGCAAGUAGAAAGAUAUCGAAUAGUAAUUGCCUUACAUAUAUAUCUAUAUAUAAAUUAUCAAUUUAAUAUUCUGUAAACCGUCCAAGUUCACCGUAAGCGCGUUAAAGUUUACUUGAUUUUAGUCACAUAACCGAAUUUUAAUACGCAUCUAAUGCAGCAUAGAGAUGGUAUCGCUAGUUGAAUUAAAUUAGCAUAAACAAUAUAUAUAUAUAUAUAUAUAUUUCGUAUGUACAUAAUAUACUACGAUGAAGCCUGUUGUUGCCCUGUAUUCGAUAUAUAAAAACGAGAAAAGCUAAUGAAUUGAUAAUGAAUUAAUAGUGAGGUUACAAAUUGUAUAUUUUUUAAUGAAAGUUCUGACUGAGGCUGAGUAUGAUUAAGAAAUUAUGUCCAGUAGUUCAAUGGAUGCUCAUAUACAUCAUUUUAGACAUUAGUGGUUAUAAAUAUUUAUAUGAAAAUAAUUAUUUUUAAUUGUGCUGGAGCUAUGUAGACCCACACUAGAACUUGCACCACGUGUACGUUGCCCAAUUGACUGUUAAGAGUGAGGUAAAAUAUUUCAUUAGAAAAGCGCGGUAAAUUCGCAUUCACAGUCUAAUGGAUUCUUGCAUUAGAUCAUGAGCCUGAUAUCCUAAACAGGAAUGUUUUAUCAAUUAAAUCGCAUGAAGAGUAAUAAUUGAAUUGGUUUUUGCGCAACUGGUUUGAUAGAAACAACAUGUUGAUAAACACAAAGUUCUAGACAUUGAUGGAAAGUGAUGAUUAGAUUCACAUAGUAGAAUUUUUGUACAUAUCGGGAAUUGCAACACAGUGUUCUGAUAUGCGACGAGUGAAACCUCUCCUUCGUAUGUCAAAUAAUGUCACAUGAUACAUUUUUGUAUAUUAGAUGUGAGUGCAUUACUACUAGAUGAAAUUUGAAAGUGCUUUUACACAAGUGAUAAGAGAUCCUAUGGUGUUUGGUAACACACAUAAAAGGAAUACACAAUAUGGAUUGUUUGGUUUGUCGGUUAGCAAUGCAUUUAUCGAAGCUGACAAUAAGCACAAUUAUUAUUUUAAUUACUAUGAAUAUUGAUGAACGCCUUGGAUCACAGUUGAUUGUAUUUUGUUAAUUGGGUAAUGAUAUUCAUUGGAUAUUUUAUCCCUUGGACCUUGUAACAACACAAGGAAUAGAGUUUAUAUUAGUAAGAUUAUUAUUGCUGAUGAAUUAAUGGUUAUUGACUGUUCUAACUAGUGCUGCGGUAGUUUCGUUUCUUCUGGGGAUGAUGUUCCAUUCUAGUGCAUGUGUGUAUUAGUAACUUUUAGGAUAUAUUUUUGUAUAAUUGAUCAAAAUCUAUAUAAUCAAGAUCACAAACCCAUCGAUAUAGACAAACCCUUGGUCAGGAAUAUACAGCCAGGAGUAAAUGGUAAUGUUUCUUCUUUUCUUUUUGCGAGUUCUACUUAUUAUUACAAUAGCAUUAAUGUCUAAACUUUUAAGUGAUAAGAACCAUUUUGAAAUUGAACUUAAGUAUUUAAUUCUAUCCGCUGUCAGUAUAAAGACAUUUUAGAAAGCACGAGAAAAUCUUACUUUGUAAUGAUAUUGUUGGAAAAGAAAUGAAUAAAUUCAAUUUCGAUAUUCUUUCUCGUAUAUUAGUGCAUACAGAGAUGAGUAGGGAAAUUGCUAAUGUCCUGA
Molecule: messenger RNA, 4421 nt
Organism: Cephus cinctus (wheat stem sawfly)
Lineage: Eukaryota; Metazoa; Arthropoda; Insecta; Hymenoptera; Cephidae
Gene: MAPk-Ak2
Product: MAP kinase-activated protein kinase 2
Exons: 10
Coding region: 827-2137 (436 amino acids)
Biological process (GO): protein autophosphorylation; intracellular signal transduction; peptidyl-serine phosphorylation
Cellular component (GO): cytoplasm; nucleus
Molecular function (GO): calcium-dependent protein serine/threonine kinase activity; calcium/calmodulin-dependent protein kinase activity; mitogen-activated protein kinase binding
Source: RefSeq, a predicted model, not a curated record